Messenger RNA from Apodemus sylvaticus (European woodmouse), 1646 nucleotides. RefSeq names its product tRNA mitochondrial 2-thiouridylase (gene Trmu). Gene Ontology annotation, molecular function: sulfurtransferase activity. The record is from RefSeq and is a predicted model, not a curated record. Gene Ontology annotation, cellular component: mitochondrion. The coding region runs from base 65 to 1399 and encodes 444 amino acids. The transcript is spliced from 12 exons. Gene Ontology annotation, biological process: tRNA wobble position uridine thiolation. NCBI's taxonomy places the organism in Eukaryota, Metazoa, Chordata, Mammalia, Rodentia, Muridae.
UGGGACUUCCGGCGUUGCGUAGACGCAGCCAGAAAGCUGCUGCUGGGGGUUGCUGUAUAGCUCGAUGUCGGCGCUGCGGCACGUCGUGUGCGCCCUGUCUGGCGGCGUGGACAGCGCGGUGGCCGCGCUGCUGUUGCGGCGGAGAGUUUUUAAUGGAGCCUCAGCCGUGGAUCACCUUCCCCGAGGCACGUGCGGUGCAGAGGCGCGGGCAAGGAGCCUGGAUUUGGGUUACCAGGUGACAGGGGUAUUUAUGAAGAACUGGGACUCACUGGAUGAGCAGGGCGUCUGUGCUGCUGACAAGGACUGUGAAGAUGCGUAUAAAGUUUGUCAGAUCUUAGACAUCCCUUUCCACCAGGUGUCCUAUGUGAAGGAGUAUUGGAAUGAUGUGUUCAGUGACUUUUUGAAUGAAUAUGAGAAAGGAAGGACUCCCAACCCCGACAUCAACUGCAAUAAGCAUAUCAAGUUCAGUUGCUUUUAUCAUUAUGCUGUGGACAAUCUUGGAGCGGAUGCUGUUGCCACUGGCCACUAUGCCAGGACCUCACUGGAGGAUGAGGAAGUCUUUGAGCAAAAGCAUAUUAAGAGACCAGAUGGGCUGUUCAGAAAUCGAUUUGAAGUCAGAAACCCCGUAAAACUUCUCCAAGCAGCUGACAGCUUUAAAGACCAGACCUUCUUUCUCAGCCAGGUUUCCCAGGAUGCCCUGAGAAGAACCAUCUUCCCCCUGGGGGAAUUAACAAAAGAUUUUGUAAAGAAAAUAGCCGCAGAGCAUAGACUGCAUCAUGUGCUUCAGAAGAGAGAGAGCAUGGGAAUCUGCUUCAUUGGUAAGAGAAACUUGGAGCAUUUCCUUCUUCAGUAUUUGCAGCCUCGGCCUGGAAAGUUUAUUUCUAUCGAGGAUAAUACAGUUCUGGGCACACAUAAAGGCUGGUUCCUGUACACUUUGGGACAGAGAGCUAAGAUCAGCGGCUUGAGGGAGCCCUGGUACGUGGUGGAGAAGGAUGGCACCAAGGGUGACGUGCUUGUGGCUCCCCGGGUGGACCACCCCGCUCUGUACCGGGACCUGCUCAGGACCAACCGGGUCCACUGGAUUGCUGAGGAACCGCCCGCUGCCUUGGUCAGAGACAAGAUGAUGGAGUGCCAUUUCCGAUUCCGCCACCAGAUGGCACUAGUGCCCUGUGUACUGACGCUCAAUCAGGAUGGUACUGUGUGGGUGACAGCUGUGAAGGCUGUGAGGGGCCUUGCCUUGGGACAGUUUGCAGUGUUCUACAAGGGUGAGGAGUGCCUCGGCAGUGGGAAAAUCCUGCGGUUGGGGCCGUCUGCCUAUACACUCCAGAAGGGCAAGAACAGGACCAGAGUGGCUCCCGAGGUCUCCAGUGACAGCCCAGGCCUGCACCCUACAUCCUGACAAAAGCUAAGGAGGAGGUGUUCGAGCAGAGUCUGUGGCAGGAUGGUCAGUGAUGGUGCUGCCAGGAUCAAUGGGCGGCUGGCUGCAGAGCCAAGGCAGCCUGAGGAGGGAGUGUCUGCACUGCUGCUGCAGGAACCAGAGCACGCGCUGGCUGCUGGUCUGCCUGAGGGCCCAGAUGGAGCUGCUCUUCACAGCAUCCAGAGGCCGAGGCGCAGGAACAGCAUCAAAUAAAACUGUCAAAGUCUGA